Vicia villosa (hairy vetch) is the source of this 4764-nucleotide messenger RNA. RefSeq lists its product as uncharacterized. Bases 1 to 4764 code for a protein of 1587 amino acids. NCBI's taxonomy places the organism in Eukaryota, Viridiplantae, Streptophyta, Magnoliopsida, Fabales, Fabaceae. The transcript has 6 exons. The record is from RefSeq and is a predicted model, not a curated record. Gene Ontology annotation, molecular function: catalytic activity.
AUGUCGAAAAGAUACAAGGAAAAAUUGGUCGUAAGGGGGUUCACGCAAAAAGAAGGUGUCGACUUCAAUGAUGUGUUCUCACCUAUUGUAAAGCAUAUAUCCAUCGGAAUGUUGUUAGCUAUGGUGGCGAAGUUUGACCUAGAACUUGAACAGAUGGAUGUCAAUACUGCUAUCUUAUAUGCAUUAUCUGCGCCCUUGUAUGAAACUGCAUGCUCUUUAACAGUUCAAGAUGCCAAUAUUUGCUUGACGUUGUUGAAAUCCGACUCAAGGAUCAUUUCAGCAACAAACUAUGAUGAUCUCUCCAAGUAUAUCUUGGAGCUGGCAGUAAAAGAGUCAAAUGCAGUUCAAGAUUAUAUGGUCAAUCUGGCAAGUGUCUAUUUCAGUGAUCUAGCUAUUACAGAAUGUGCACAGCAAAUUUACCCUAAGAUUAUUGAAGCAUUCAAAAGGGCAUUGGGUGAGUUUGAUAAGGAUCCUCAAAGUGCAAAAAAUGAUAUAAAAGCUGCUGGUAAUGGGCCUGGGGAUUGUGAGAAAGUAAUUCAAAAUGAAGGGAAACAUAAGGAUCUAUCAACUAAAGAUCAAAACAGCAGUAGUAGUAACACGCACAGGAAAUUGGACACGACAGUGAAGGUGACUGAAGAGAGACCAAGUCUUGCAGCAAUUGGGGAAGCAAGCGUACAUACAAAUCCAGAUCUGAAGAAGGAUGUAGCGAUACCAGAGAAGCCUCUACCAUGGGUGGAGAUAAUCAAAGGUAACCGUGUUCCUUCAAAUGGUAUAGAAAUAUCGUACACAGCUCCUGAUGUAGUGAAUGGGGAAAUUGAAGUUAGUAUUGACACUCAGGACAUUGCCUCUGAACUUCAAUAUUGGGAAAAUUCUCUAGUGAUGUAUGUUAUAGGGGAAGAUCUUUCCAUGAAUGCUGUUAGGAAAUUUAUGCUUAACAUGUGGAAUUUCAUAUCCCUGCCGGAGCUAUACUACAACAAUGAAGGUUACUUUAUCAUUCGAUUCAAUUCGAAGAGUGAUAGAGACAUGGUCUUAGUGAGGGGGCUAUAUACCAUUCAUAGGAAACCUAUGUUCCUUCAUGAAUGGAAAGCUGAUUUCAAAAUGCUGGAUGACAUGAUUAGAACUCUACCCCUAUGGGUUAUGUUUCCUCAGCUACCACUGAUGUUUUGGGGUGAAAAAAGUAUAGGAAAGAUAUCUAGUGCACUGGGAAAGCCGCUUAUGACUGAUGAGUGUACUGCCAAGAAAUUGCGUGUUUCGUAUGCUAGGGUGCUUAUUGAGAUAGAUGUAACAAAGGAGUUGCCACAAUACAUCAACAUUCGAGAGCCAUCUGGGGUGCUACUUAGACAGGAUGUGGAAUAUGAGUGGAGACCACAAUUCUGUACUAAAUGCAACAAGGUUGGGCAUGAGUGCAAAGAAAACACUACCAAGGAACCUGUCAAAGGGGAACAGAGGUGGGAACCAAAGCCAAAACAACAGCCAAUUGAGAAAAAGAAUGCUGAACAAACAGUAGUAGCAGGAUGUGCAAAUGAAGACCCUAAGGAAUGGAUAGAGGUGAGAUCCUCAAACAAAAGCAAGGGAAAGGAGAUAGAUACUGAUAGCUUGAAUGUGAAUUUUCAAAAUAGAGCAAGACAUGUGGAGAUUGCAGCCCAUCUCCGGAAGUAUAAGGUGUCUUGUGCUGGCCUUUUGGAAACUCGAGUUAAAGAGGCAAAUGCUAAUAAAAUUAGAAAAAAAAUUUCUACUAAAUGGCAGUGGAUUGACAAUUACAAGGAACACACUAAUGGGAGGAUUUGUUGGCCCAAAGAAAGACUCUAUGGAAUAGGCUUCAAAGUUACUCAAGAACCUUGGAUGAUUCUUGGGGAUUUUAACAAUGUGAUGCGAAUUGGAGAUAGAGUUGGAGGGCACCCUGUGCAGAGCCAUGAAUUGAGUGACUUGGAAGAAAUGAUGUCCACUAGUGAUCUGUUUGUACAUGAUAGCACAGGUAGUAGGUUUACAUGGUCUAACAAGCAUAGCCAUGGUUUAAUUUACUCAAAAAUUGAUCAUGUUAUCUGCAAUGCUAGUUGGUUUCUACGGUAUCCCAAGAGUGAUGUUGAAUUCUGUCAAGCCCAUAUAUCAGAUCACUCCCCUAUUAUAGUUAAAAUUGCUGGAAGAGAGAUAGAACAAAUGGCCCACAGGCAAUUUAAAUUCCUGAAUUGCAUAGCAGAACAACCACAGUUUGGUGACAUUGUUACUAAUAGUUGGAAUAGCAGAAGUACAAGGCAACCUCAAUACCAAUUAUGGCAUAAGCUUAUGAGACUCAAACCUGAGCUCAAAAGGCUGAUUCACAAGGUGACAGAGGGUGUAAGAGAUAUUCAGAAUGCAAGACAACAACUGGAACAAGUUGAGCAGAAACUGGCACAGGAUCUCUUCAAUAUAAACUAUCUACAAGAGGUUCAAUUUUGGUCAAAGGAAGUGAUACAAAAGACUGAGUGUGAAGAACAAAUACUGAAACAGAAAUCCAAGGUCACCUGGCUGCAGCUUGGAGAUGGAAAUACCUCAUAUUUCCAUGCAAUUGUGAAAGGAAAAAACAAACAGACUGGCAUACAAAAAUUAGAAGACAGCACUGGCCAGAUCCUGACUGAGCAUAAAGACAUAGAGAUGGAAAUCCUGAGCUUCUACAAAGGUUUAAUUGGCACUACAUCUCACAGAUUGAAACAUGUGGAUAUUGUUGCCUUGAGAACUGGAAGUCAACUGGCUGAAGAGGAUAGAAUGGACCUGGGUAUUGGAGACAAUAAAGCUCCUGGGGAAGAUGGUUAUACUGCCAGAUUUUUCAAAGCAGCAUGGAACACUAUUAAACAGGAUGUGUGCUCAGCUAUUAGAGACUUCUUUGAGAAGAAAAGAUUGCAUCCUGCACUUAACUGUGCACUAGUUACCUUGAUUCCUAAGUCACCUGAGGCAAAGAAUGUGAAGAACCUUCGACCUAUUGCCUGCUGCACGACUGUGUAUAAAAUUAUUUCAAAGAUUCUUACCAAGAGGCUCAGCAAAUGCAUCAACAAGAUAGUACAUGAUAGUCAGUCUGCAUUUAUCCCAGGCAAAGUUAUUCAGGAUAACAUCAUCUUGGCUCAUGAACUUUUAAGGGGCUAUAGUAGAAAGCACAUCUCCCCUAGAUGUGCAAUACAAAUGGAUAUACAGAAGGCCUAUGACACUGUGGAGUGGCAUGCCUUGGAGAGCAUAAUGAGAGAAAUGAGUUUCCCUCCUACAUUUGUUGAUUGGAUCAUGAUCUGUGUCAGGACAGUCUCAUAUAAAUAUGUGAUCAAUGGUAAGCCUAGCCCUAGUAUACAAGCUAAACGUGGUUUAAGACAAGGGGAUCCCAUCUCUCCCCUUCUCUUUGUGCUCAUUAUGGAGUACUUGCACAGAAGCUUGAGAAAACUACAAUACACACCUAGCUUCCACUUUCACCCGAAAUGUAAGAAGUUAGGCAUCACUAAUCUAUGCUUUGCAGAUGAUCUAAUGAUGUUUUCUAGGGGAGACCCAACUUCUGUCCAGACUAUGAUGCAAGAAUUUCAUAAAUUUUCAGAGGCUACAGGGUUAUGGGCAAGUCAAGCGAAAUGUAAGGUAUACUGUGGAGGCAUUAAGGAGGCUGAUCAACAACAAAUACUACAAAUCACUGGCUUCUCUGCUGGAAGCAUCCCCUUCAAAUACCUAGGGGUUCCACUCUCUAGUAGAAGGCUUACCAUUCACCAUUGCAGGACCCUUGUGGAUAGAAUACUUGCCAAAAUCCAACACUGGACUGCCAAGCUGCUAAGCUAUGCUGGCAGAUAUCAACUCAUUAGAAGUGUAUUGUUUGGAGUCACAUCCUACUGGCUGAAUGUCUUCCCAAUUCCAAAAGGAGUACUCAAGCAUAUAGAGGCUAUGUGUAGGAGUUUCCUUUGGAAGGGUAAUGCUGAGGCCACAAGGAAAGCACCAGUUACUUGGGAUAGUGUGUGUAACCCAAAGAGAGCUAGGGGACUGAAUAUUACAUCAUUGAAGGAGUGGAACAUAGCAUCCAUGGGCAAACUCUUCUGGAACAUACAGGCUAAGGCAGACAAACUGUGGGUGAAGUGGGUCAAUACAUACUACUUAAAACAUGCUGAUGCACUGGAUUGGCAGCAUAAGAAUUGUUCUUGGAUCUUAGCUAAUGUUUUUAAAUGCAGGGAUAAAAUAAAGAUGACUGCAGCAUGGAGUACUUGCAUGUUAACUGGCAGUUACAAAACUGCUUCCUUCUAUGAUGAGAUUCGAGGAGAUAGAGGACAAGUUGACUGGAAUUUUUUGUUGUGCAAGAAUUUUGCUAAACCUCGCGCAAGAUUUGUGUUAUGGCUGAGUCUGCUAGGCAGAUUAAGUACUAAGGAUAGACUGAGGAAACAUGGUAGUGAUAUCGAUGAUAAAUGCGUUUUCUGCAACAAGGAAGAAACCUUAAACCACUUAUUUUUUGAGUGCUCUGAUACAAGGCAGACCUGGAGCAAGGUGUUAUGCUUCAUUGGCUAUCAUCGUAUUCCCCUGGGCUGGAAUCAAGAAAUGACAUGGGCUAUAGCUGAGACAAAAAGAAAGGGUUGGCGCAGAGAUUUAUUGAAGAUAGCCUUGACUGAAUGUGUGUAUGGCGUCUGGAGGCAACGUAAUGACAUGGUUUUCAACCAUACACCCAGUGAUCUGCACCUUUGGAAAUUGAUUGUUCAAGAUAUCUGUAUUCGCAGCACUUUACACAAGAGAAUUAGACAUCAUGUUAAUUUAGAAACAAUGAGUAUAUCACCUUAA